This is a messenger RNA of Daucus carota subsp. sativus, 899 nucleotides long. Its product is annotated as toll/interleukin-1 receptor-like protein. The transcript has 2 exons. The coding region runs from base 60 to 827 and encodes 255 amino acids. Lineage: Eukaryota; Viridiplantae; Streptophyta; Magnoliopsida; Apiales; Apiaceae. The record is from RefSeq and is a predicted model, not a curated record. Gene Ontology annotation, biological process: signal transduction.
CAUUAUACUAGUUAAAUCUUCUAUCUAUCCUAAUCAUUGAUUCGGAAGAAGCUGACGACAUGGCUAAGGAAACCUCAUUUUGUCAUGUCUUCUUGAGCUUCAGAGGGGAAACUCGCAACAAGUUUACAUGCUUCUUGUACGAGGCUUUGAGGGCUCAAGGAUUUGUAGUUUUCAUGGACAAAACGGAUAUUUGUGUCGGAGAUGAAGUGGAUUUAAGGAUCAAAGAGGGGAUCAGAAACUCUAUGAGCGCCAUAAUUAUAUUUUCCCAAAAUUAUGCUUAUUCUACGUGGUGUCUGGAUGAACUCGUCCUCAUUUUAGAACACAGAAAGAACUCCAAGUAUUUUAUCAUACCGAUUUUGUAUGAGGUUGAAAUCAGAGAUAUUAAAUACCAGCUUGGGAAUUACGGCCUUGCGCUUAAAAAGCAUAGGGCAAGACACAACGACAAGGUGGAGAAGUGGAGAGAAGCUCUGGUUGAAGUUGGUAAAAUUCUUGGAGAUCAUGUGGAGGGUCUACAGAGCACUUUCAUCCAGAACACUGUGGAGCUGUUUCGGGAAAAAUUAGCAGUCAAGUUCCCAGAAUGUUGCCUCCCUACGCCAAAGCUUAUGGCUCCUUUUGGUAGUGUGGUUGUCUGGUUGAUAAUUCCUGCCGAGAAAUGUGUUGUCCAGAAAAGUGCUCCCCUGAAAGGUGCUCUCCUGAAAAGUGUAGUCCGCAAAAGUGCCCUCCUGAUCAGUGCUGCCCGGAAAAGUGCCCUCCGGACCAGUGUUGCCCGGAAAAGUGCCCUCCUUGGCCACAAAAAUGCUCUCCCGAACCGAAAAACGCUUUCAUGAAAAUAAUUGUCAUUAAAAGUGUUCAAAAGAAAAAACAUUUGCUAAAAUCAAUAACUAAGCUGUUGAAAUAGA